CCACACACGUAACCUUUGGUAUUUUGUUAUCAAGUGUGCUCUAAAUUAUUGGUACCUUAUCUUACCGGCGAUUUUUUCCGACCCUUUACCCGUCACGGCUUCACACUGCCGCCACCGUUGACCACCACCACCAUCUCCGCCACAAACAACCGUCAUCCCCUCUGAGCAAUCGCUCUCGCCUGAAGAGUUUCUGCACGCAUCCAAAUUACCAAGAAUUUCUGAAAGGACCCGUUGCGAUUCGACAUCGUGUUCAGGAAUUUUCCACGCUUCCAAUUUUUUUCAGGGAAUCGGAUCGAAAAUUGAGUUGACCCGGAUAUGGCGGUGCUGUUAGAGGACAUUGUGAAGUCCGUGGAGCAGCUGUUGAAGCUGAUCGGCAAGAAAAGCGAGGAACAAUCGUUCGUCGACCCCACGCUCGACCCCGUCCUCCUCGUGCCGGGCAUCGCCGGUUCGAUUCUGAAUGCGGUCAACGAUAAAACCGGUAAGACUGAGAGGGUUUGGGUCCGUAUCCUUGCGGCCGAUCACGAGUUCCGGGACAAGCUCUGGUCUCGCUUCGAUCCUGCCACAGGUAAAACUGUGACCUUAGAUGAUGACACACAUAUUGAGGUUCCUCAAGACAGAUAUGGUCUGUAUGCAAUUGAUAUGUUGGACCCUGACAUGGUGAUUGGUGGUGAUUGUGUAUAUUAUUUUCACGACAUGAUAGCUGAAUUAAUCAGCUGGGGCUAUAAAGAGGGAACAACACUUUUUGGGUUCGGAUAUGAUUUCCGCCAAAGCAACCGCUCCCUUUCGAGGUACGUGACUUUGAAUUAUUACAUUUCUGCAUUAAUAUCAGCUGCUUUGCUACUUGAAUGCCCGUCAAUAUAUGAAUUGAUGGCAUGUUUAGAUUUUAAAUGGGAACAUGUUCCACUUCUUGAAAUAUGGAGGCAAAGACACAAUAGUGAUGACAGUCCCACCGUGAUGUUGGAGUCUUACUCGCCUGCAGAAGCUAUACCGAUCUUUAUGGAAGCACUUUCGAUCAACAAGAUCAAGUUUGAUGGUUCAGAUAUAUCAGUUCCAUUCAACGUGGAGAUUCUAAAAUGGGCUAACGAGACUCGCAAGUUGUUGAGCUCUGCAGAGGUUCCCGGUCAAAUUAAAUUCUAUAACAUUUACGGCACAAACUAUGAGACACCUCAUACUGUUUGUUAUGGAAGUGAAAAUGCCCCAGUCUCGGAUUUGCGUGAAUUGCCCACUCUUCUGGCCAAGUACAUAAAUGUCGAUGGUGAUGGCACUGUUCCAGUGGAAUCUGCCAAAGCAGAUGGGCUUCGUGCAGAGGCUCGGGUGGGAGUCCCGGGAGACCACAGGGGCAUCCUAUGCGACCUACACGUUUUCAGAAUUCUGAAGCAUUGGCUGAAAGCCGAUCACGAUCCUUUCUACAACCCUUUGAAUGAUUAUGUCAUUCUACCGACUGCCUUUGACUUGGAGGCCUUCAAGACAAAUGACGGUUUGCAAGUUACGAAAAUUAAGGAGGAAUGGGAAAUUAUUGGGGACGUUGACCCGGAAAACGAAAAGCAGCCUCUUGUGGGUACCAUUGAUGUGGCUCGUGUGGGUGGGUCGGUGCAGGAAGAGGCUCAUGCUACUCUCGUUAUUGACGAACCAGAAAAAGAUGGUAAAAAGCACGUCGAGCUUAGUGCAGUUUCCAUCUCGGCAAGCGCUGGCCCGUUAUCUGUACGAGCCUUCAACUUCAUCAAAGCUUCAAAUCAAACGCCCAGGAUUUCACUUUCGCCUUUCGCUCGUCGCCCGCUUUUACUCCGCAGAGUUUUGUCAUCUGUAAGUGCUACAAGUGAUGAAGAGGCUUCUGCUAAAGCUGCUGCAGUCAAUGCCGAUGGCGGGGCACCAACAAUAUUUGACAAGAUUAUCUCAAAGGAAAUUCCUUCGACUAUUGUGUACGAGGAUGAAGAUGUUCUGGCUUUUCGAGAUAUUAAUGCACAGGCUCCAGUUCAUGUUCUUGUCAUUCCAAAGCUACGAGACGGUUUAACCCAGCUUGGCAAGGCUGAAAAGAAACAUGAAGAAAUACUGGGUCACCUUCUUUAUGCUGCUAAAAUAGUUGCAGAGAAAGAAGGCAUUGUUGAUGGUUUUCGUGUUGUCAUUAACAGUGGCCCUUCUGCUUGUCAAUCUGUUUACCAUCUUCACUUACAUGUACUUGGAGGGAGGCAGAUGAAAUGGCCUCCAGGUUAAGAUACAGCUUAAAAAAACGAAGAUUUUUCAUUUCUUCGGGUCCUCAUUGCAGAUUUUCUGGAAGUCAUUUACUCAUAGGACUUGUUUUUUUGUAACAAAUUUCACUCUUUGGAGAUGAUGUCUGAUCAUACUUACAAGUUAAUAAAUUUGCAGAAAAAUUUCCAGUCUUCUCAUAAUUGUAGAAUUUUCAGCAUCUAGUUACUCUAUUCUAAAUAGG
This is a messenger RNA of Striga asiatica, 2428 nucleotides long. The record is from the annotation of a GenBank genome assembly. Lineage: Eukaryota; Viridiplantae; Streptophyta; Magnoliopsida; Lamiales; Orobanchaceae.